CCGAGCCUCAUGACACACACACUGGCAUGCACAACAUACAUUCAGGUUCAUUCACGUCGGCUCACACAUGUGCAGCGGUCCGUGAGCAGAGAGGUGUCCAUGACAUGUGUGCUUCAUUAACUCACUCCUCUGGGUCUUAUGGUGGACUUUGGACCUGAAGGGAAGGAGGAGGCUGAAUGAGAGGAGAAGAAAAGGAAAGGAAACAACAACUCUUUGACAAGAGGGAGAGGAAGAAUGGGGUAGCAACAAAAGGGAAAAAGAAAACUUCUAGUUGAGGAGAUGGACUGAGGCGAGCCAGAGAGACAGACAGGACCAACCAGUGGAUGGAUAUGGGCAGAGAGUGUCUCACCCGGGGACUGCUGCUGCGUCUGGGUGUUCUGCUCACUGCUGUGUGUGUGUGUGUUCAUGUUUUCCUGGAGACAAGUUGGCGGGGAGCACCUGCUCCCUUGGGACGUCCCACCCAGUCUAGUCAGAACCGGGGCCAACAAAGCAGAACCAAGCCAGAAGCAGAGGAGCCGGACAGAAGCAUUAAAAGGAGAAUCUCUCAUGUUCAAACUCUAAAGAAGGACAGCCAAGCCAGGAAGAGGGACGAGGACAGAGAGGAGCCCUCACCUCUCCGCCCACACAGAAAGACUCCUCGGUGGCAUAUAGACUUGAAGCCCUGGGCCGGUGAGAGUCAUUCUCUGGAGGAAGAAGCUAAAAGGUUCCUCAACUACAUCACAACACCCCAAGUGUCGUGUGCAUCGUUGGAGGGGACCCCAGGUGCCUGGGCUGCAUGUAUGGACCCCAAAUACAGCCUGACCCACAGAAUACAAGGCAAACACUGCAGGGUGUACUCUUUUGGGUUGGGCGCGGAUGAUCGGUCCCUGGAGCGAUCUCUCGCACGGGCCGGAUGUGAGGUGCACUGCUUUGAUCCCAGCCUGAAGCAGCCUCACCUGCAGCAGGAGGAAAUGUGGUUUCACCGGCUCUCUGUAGACUGGAGGGAUCCGAACCCGGCCAUUGUUGCCAAGCGUCAGUACGCCAACACCAAGAAACUGGCCACCAUCCUCAAUGACUUUGGACACAGACAGGUGGAUGUGCUAAAGGCAGAUAUGGAGAGCGCAGAAUGGAAGAUUUUGGAGAACUUGGUCCUGGAAGGAGUUCUGGAGUCCGUGGGUCAGCUGCUGUUGGAGCUUCACCUUCACUGGGCGGGCUUUGAGGUGGGUGGCGAUGACCCAUCCGUGGUGCGGUACUGGUUCAGCCUGCUCAAGGAACUCGAGCACGCAAACUUCCGCCUCUUCCACGUCAACAGCGACCCCGCCAAACCUCACAUCUUUCUGCAUAAGAACGUCCUGAACGCCAGCAGCGCUUACACCCUCAGCUGGGUGAACGCGCAGUGGAAGCCUUGAGGGAAGAGUUAUCUCGGCUGGAACAGAUUCCGAAUGGAAAUGCACGUUUUGUUCAACAUGGAGUUUUUUUUUUAAAUCAAAGCACAAAUUCUUGUUCGAGCACGGCCGUCCCAACUGACUUCUUAUCUCGCCUAACCUUUUCAGCAAAGCCGAAAUCCGUGCUCCUGCUCGUCCUCUCCUGGCCUGUAAUAACCUCAGGCGUGGAGAGGGGGAGAGUAAAUGGCCUCCAGAGGCUGUCUGUGUUCUACCUCAUAGUGGCGGUGUCGUUGGCUGCAGGUCAGCUUCUCGAGUCAGAGGCCUCCGUCCUUGAUGGUCCUAUCGGAGCUUUUUCAGAUUUCUGGCCAAACGGACAUUUCUCCGCAGUUGAACCGUGACGUGAUUGUAUCUGGACAACAAUAACAGGAAGACUGCUGCAGUGAUGUGUCUGGAUGUGUUCAGUGUGUUUGUUGGAGGACGUGUGGGAAUAAGACCAAAAAAAAAGAUGCUUUACUCGGAUUGUUUCUUUUAAUAAUAAAAACCAGUGAGAUCCACACAAAGAAGCAUUUUGUGCAACGGUCAGUUCUUUUCCUCCAGUUUUCUUCUGGUGUUCAACUUGACCUCGCUCCACUAUCUCUGCUGCACCAGAAUGUUACUAACAAACUUAUCUGAAAACAGCACUGG
Messenger RNA from Cyclopterus lumpus (lumpfish), 2048 nucleotides. RefSeq names its product methyltransferase like 24 (gene mettl24). The record is from RefSeq and is a predicted model, not a curated record. The transcript has 5 exons. Bases 324 to 1388 code for a protein of 354 amino acids. NCBI's taxonomy places the organism in Eukaryota, Metazoa, Chordata, Actinopteri, Perciformes, Cyclopteridae.